Molecule: messenger RNA, 3801 nt
Organism: Linum trigynum
Lineage: Eukaryota; Viridiplantae; Streptophyta; Magnoliopsida; Malpighiales; Linaceae
Source: the annotation of a GenBank genome assembly
AUGGCCGCCAUUGAAAUGCGUACUUCGAACGAGGAAGGCGAAGUGGCUAUUUCGGCUUACGAAGUUGAGGAAGACGAGCACGGCUGCAAAGAACGAGUUCUUCACAAGUAUUUCUUACUGGAAUGGAAACUCGUCAAGUCCUUGCUCGACGAAAUCCUCUCUAAUGGCCGUGUCGUAGAUCCUGCUUCUGUCCACAAGAUCCGAUCCAUCAUGGACAAGUACCAAGAGGAGGGGCAGCUUGUGGAACCAUACCUGGAGAGCAUAGUUUCACCAUUGAUGCUGAUUAUCCGUUCUAGAACAAUGGAGUUGGGAGUUGCUUCGGACGAGAUCCUCGAAGUAAUCAAGCCGAUUUGCAUAAUCCUGUACACUCUGGUUACGGUUUGCGGAUACAAGGCUGUUACCAAGUUCUUCCCGCACCAAGUGCCCGAUUUGGAGCUGGCAGUUUCGCUUCUGGAGAAGUGCCACAAUACUGCUUCAACAACGGCGCUGCGGCAGGAAAGCACUGGCGAGAUGGAGACCCAAUGUGUCAUUCUUCUGUGGCUUUCUAUUCUUGUCUUGGUUCCCUUUGACAUUUCCUCCGUCGAUACAAGCAUAGCAAGCAAUAGCUUACGGAGCGAAGAUGAGCCAGUUCCUCUGGUCUUGAAGAUUUUGAGCUUCUCCAAGGACUAUCUUUCAAGUGCUGGUCCCAUGCGCACUAUGGCUGGGUUACUGCUCUCCAGGCUUCUAACUCGACCUGAUAUGCCAUUGGCUUUCACCAGCUUUCUAGGAUGGACACAUGAAGUAUUGUCUUCAGGAGCAGAUGAUACGCUGUCACAUUUUCGGCUGCUAGGUGUUUUGGAAGCACUAGCUUCCAUUUUCAAGGCAGGUGGCCGGAUACUAUUGAUAGAUGUUGUUCCCAUUGCUUGGAAUGAUGUCUCAUUGUUGUCAAAAUCCAGCAUGGCUUCUCGUAGUACUUUGCUCCGUAAGUUCUUGGUGAAGUUAUCUCAACGGAUUGCACUUACAUGCCUCCCUCAUCGUGCACCAGUCUGGCGUUAUGUGGGAAAAACCAGUUCACUUAGAGAGAAUGUUUCUUUGACUACAAAUGACGGACCUGAUGAUUCCAGUCGUGAUGUGGGGAUCAAUCCCAGCAAAUCAGAGGGCAGUUCGAGAUUCCUACAAGAAGACGACAUGGAGAUUCCAGAAAUAAUUGAAGAGAUCAUCGAGAUGUUGCUUUCUGGACUGAAAGACACGGAUACAGUUGUGCGCUGGUCUGCUGCAAAAGGAAUAGGACGUAUAACUUCAUGUCUGACGUCUGCUCUUUCGGAUGAGAUCUUGUCCUCUGUUUUGGAGCUAUUUUCUCCUGGUGAAGGUGAUGGUUCAUGGCAUGGGGCUUGCUUAGCUUUGGCUGAACUUGCACGUAGAGGACUGCUGUUACCCACCAGUCUACCAAAAGUUGUACCUUUCAUUGCUAAGGCCUUACAUUAUGAUGUUCGAAGAGGCCCACAUAGUGUUGGAUCCCAUGUACGUGACGCUGCAGCAUAUGUUUGUUGGGCCUUUGGUCGUGCAUAUUAUCAUUCUGACAUGAAAUGUGUACUGGAGAAGCUUGCUCCGCACCUCUUAACAGUGGCCUGCUAUGAUCGGGAGGUGAAUUGCAGAAGAGCAGCUGCAGCUGCUUUCCAGGAAAACGUAGGAAGACAAGGGAAUUAUCUUCAUGGCAUUGACAUUGUCAAUUCGGCAGAUUAUUUUUCACUUUCCUCGCGAAUUAACUCUUAUCUUCAUGUGGCCGUCCAUAUUGCUGAAUAUGAUGGAUAUGUGUAUCCAUUUGCAGAAGAACUUCUGGAUAACAAGAUAGGCCACUGGGAUAAAGGCUUGAGAGAACUUGCUUCCGAGGCUCUUUCUGCUCUUGUCAAAUAUGAUCCUCGAUAUUUUGAACACUUUGUCUUAGAGAAACUAAUUCCUUCAACACUCUCAUCCGAUCUAUGCUUGCGUCAUGGUGCAACUUUAGCCGCCGGGGAAGUUGCACUAGCCCUGCAUCAAUGUCAAUAUACUCUAACGACAGAUAAACAGAAACAACUUGCUGGACUUGUAUCUGCUAUUGAGAAAGCACGUCUCUAUCGAGGGAAGGGCGGAGAGAUAAUGCGUUCUGCUGUUUCUCGGUUUAUCGAAUGCAUCUCUUUGUCUGGUGUGGUGAUACCCGAUAAGAUUAGACAAAGUUUGCUUGACACUCUUACAGAGAAUUUGAGACAUCCUAAUAGUCAAAUACAGAGCGCUGCUGUUAAAGCACUGGACCAUUAUGUUCGAGCUUAUUUAGUGGCUGCAAGCAGUGUAGGAACAAGCAGCACCAUAGUGUCAAAGUACCUUCAACAGUUGACAGACCCCAAUGUUGCAGUAAGAAGAGGGUCUGCCAUGGCAUUAGGUGUUUUGCCGUAUGAAAUUUUGGCUGACAGGUGGAAGGAUGUGAUUUUGAAGCUCUGCAAAUCUUCUGCAAUUGAGGAUAACCCUGAGGACAGAGAUGCUGAAGCACGAGUAAAUGCGGUCAAAGGACUUGUAUUAGUGUGCAAGACCUUAAAUCAGGCCAGUAAACUUCCAGCAAUGUUGUUGUCUGAACAGGAUUGUUGCUUAUCCCUCUAUCACUUGAUGAAGAAUGAAGUAAUGAUGAGUUUACUUAGAGCUCUUGAUGAUUAUUCUGUUGACAAUAGAGGCGAUGUGGGUUCUUGGGUCCGUGAGGCUGCCAUGGAAGGUCUUGAGGAGUGUACAUAUAUCCUGUCUUCUGUGGAUUCCACUAUUAAAUCAAAUACCAGGGAAUCUGGAUCAGAAAUCCUUCCAUUUUUAGAUGAAAAACUUGCUACUAGUGUAAUUGGAGGAAUUGUCAAGCAAGCUGUAGAAAAGAUGGAUAAACUAAGAGAAGCUGCUGCAAAGGUUCUUCAAAGGAUUUUAUACAACACAAAGCCGUUUGUCCCAUUCAUACCGUACAGGGAAAAGCUAGAGAAAAUUAUUCCAGACAAAUCAGAGACAAAGUGGGGGGUACCGAACUUUUCAUAUCCACGAUUUGUGGAGUUGCUCCAGCUUAGCAGCUACAGCCGAUUUGUGGUAUCUGGUUUAGUGAUUUCAGCGGGUGGUUUGCAAGACUCUUUGAGGAAGGCAUCUGUUGCGGCAUUGCUGGAUUUCCUUCAAGUGGCAGACUCAACUGAAGUGGAGCAUCAGAAGAGAAAGUCAAGAGAGAAAAUGCUUAGUAGUGACAUCCUUUGGGUUCUUCAACAGUACAAGAGAUGUGACAGAGUGAUCGUGCCGACUCUGAAGACAAUUGAAAUCCUCUUCAGCAGCAAGAUUUUCUUCGACAUGGAGGCAGAUGGUCGAAGCUUUUUUGCCGGCGUGUUGGAGUGUCUUGUCGUGGAAUUGAAGGUGUCGAAGGACUUUGGGAAGCUAUAUGCUGGGAUUGCUAUACUAGGCUACAUUGCUUCGACAUCAGAACCCACAAAUAUUGGGGCCUUCAAACAUCUUUUAACUUUCCUUAGCCAUCGAUAUCCCAAGAUAAGGAAGGCUUGUGCGGAACAGCUGUAUCUUGUUCUCCUGCAAAACUCUGAUCUGUUGCCGGAGGAAAAGAUGGAAGGAGCGGUGGAAAUCAUUUCUGAAACAUGCUGGGAUGGGGAUGUGGAUGGCGCAAGGAAGCAGUUGGUGGAGCUGUGGAAAAUGGCUGGUCUGGAACUUGGAGAACUCAAGCUUGGGAAUCGGGCAUCUAGAAAGACACGUGGCGAAAAGCCGAGAUCAAACGAGGAUGAGGAUGCCUCGUAUUCGUCGCUGGUCGAAUCAUCUGGUUUCUAA